This is a messenger RNA of Cyclopterus lumpus (lumpfish), 5417 nucleotides long. RefSeq names its product STE20-like kinase b (gene slkb). Gene Ontology annotation, biological process: protein phosphorylation. NCBI's taxonomy places the organism in Eukaryota, Metazoa, Chordata, Actinopteri, Perciformes, Cyclopteridae. The transcript has 18 exons. The record is from RefSeq and is a predicted model, not a curated record. The coding region runs from base 629 to 3652 and encodes 1007 amino acids. Gene Ontology annotation, molecular function: protein serine/threonine kinase activity; ATP binding.
GCGCGCAGACACUAAAUCCGCUAGAUUACCAAACCCGUCUCACACCAAGGGACUGGUGACCGUUUUCUUUUCUUUUUUUUUAAAACCGUGUUAGCUAACGUUAACGUACGGGACCAACUGUACCCGUCUUUAAGCCUCAAGGAAACUAAUGAAUUAUUCUGUGGUGUACGACUACUUGUGAGGACGCCUCACUCCUCCUUUGUUUUUGUCUUCUUUUGGUUGAAAAAGAGCCCCACAGGGUUUUCGGGCUAGUUGGUCGUCAGGAGUUGGAACGACGACGAGCUUCUUCCUACUUAAAAUAAAGUCUUCAUCGGGCGGAUAUCAGAUGAUAGGACACGUCUACGUGAACUGUAAGCUUUUUAUUUAGGGGUUAACAAUGACCCGAAGAGAAGGAGCUAUUCUCUGGACUGGCCCAACACGGUGUCAAAGGCUAGGCUAGGUUUCGGUCCGAACUGUCAUGAAAGCUAACGUCCUCCGAGCGGGUUCUUCUGACUAAUGGGACGCGCAUAGCACUCACAAGACGUGCUCUCUAAAACUGUUCACCGCGACACCGUUAUUUAUUCAUUUUUUUUUUAAAGGAGGGUGGGAUUCCUUUGUCAACUUUGUAAGCGAGUUCCCGAGGAUCAGCAUGUCGUUCUUUAAUUUCCGUAAGAUCUUUAAAUUGGGUUCCGAGAAGAAGAAGAAGCAGUACGAACACGUGCGCAGAGAUGAGAAUCCGGAGGAGAUAUGGGAUAUGAUCGGUGAACUGGGAGAUGGAGCCUUUGGAAAAGUGUUCAAGGCCCAAAACAAACUGACGGGAAUUCUAGCUGCAGCUAAAGUUAUCGACACAAAGACCGAGGAGGAGCUGGAGGACUACAUGGUAGAGAUUGAAAUCCUGGCCUCCUGCGACCACCAAAACAUUGUCAAGCUGCUCGACGCUUUCUAUUAUGACAGCAAACUGUGGAUCCUCAUUGAGUUCUGUGCUGGAGGGGCUGUGGACGCAGUCAUGCUAGAACUGGAGAGACCUCUGACGGAGCCUCAGAUCAGGGUGGUGUGUCAGCAGACCCUGCUAGCCCUCGUCUACCUCCACGACAACAACAUCAUCCACAGAGACCUGAAGGCUGGCAACAUCCUCCUCACGCUGAACGGCGACGUCAAGCUGGCUGACUUUGGUGUGUCUGCCAAAAACACCAAAACCCUGCAAAGGAGAGACUCUUUCAUUGGGACUCCUUACUGGAUGGCUCCGGAGGUGGUGAUGUGCGAGACGUCCAAGGACCGUCCGUACGACUACAAGGCUGACAUCUGGUCCCUCGGGGUCACGUUGAUAGAGCUGGCACAGAUUGAGCCGCCCAAUCACGAGAUGAACCCCAUGAGGGUCCUGCUGAAAAUAGCCAAGGCGGAUCCUCCGACCCUGAUGCAGCCUUCACGCUGGUCCCCAGAAUUCAGUGACUUCUUGAAGCGGUGUUUGGACAAGCAUGUGGAUAACCGAUGGAACCCCACACAACUGCUACAGCAUUCAUUUGUGUCCAGCGUGACGGACAGCAGGCCCCUGAGGGAGCUCAUAGCGGAGGCUAAGGCUGAGGUCACGGAGGAGAUCGAAGACCACAAAGAGGAAGAAGAGGAGGAAGAGGCGGACGCCCACCUGGGCCACAAACGCGCCCCCUCUGAUGUCAGCAUUGCCAGCUCAGAGGAUGAGAAGAUCCCCCUCUCUCCCUCCAGCCUGGAACCAGUCCCUGAGAAGGUUGAGCCCACUGGGCCCCCACCCACUGAGCUCCCUGUGGCCAACCACGUGGUGGACACUAGCUUUGUUGAGGAGGCCGCCUCCCCGGUAGUUGAGGAGACUUCAAACACUCCAGAUGAGGAAGGAGAGCUGGAACAGACACCAGUGGAGGACAAGCCCCCAGAAGCAGGAGGAGAUGUUGCCUCCCCAGAACCAGAGAACGAACCAGAAGCACCGGUCAAGGAAAUGCAGCAGCUGGAGAUUGCAGUCGAGGAUGAAAAGGAAGUGGACACGUCAGAGGUUUCGGCCAAUCCACAGGCCAGCUCAGAGGUCACUGAGGCUCCUCAGGAGGAGGAGACCGUGGCUGUUGUAGAGGAGUCAAAUGCACCAGCCAAGGAGCAGCAGCAGGAGGAGGAGGACCGGUACAAAAAUCUCAAGGUGACACUGACGCUACCAGAGGAAGAUGAAGUUGUCCCAAAGCAGGAGGAUGGAGAGAAGCCCACAGAAAAGGAGAAGAUGAAUGCUGAAGAUGAGAAGACGGUUCCAGACCAAGCUACGGAUGAGAAAGAGAAAGAUUCCGACUCGGUGAGCGGCUCAGUUGCAGAUAACAGCAGUGUCGACCUCAACCUGUCCAUCUCGAGCUUUCUGUCCAAAACAAAAGAGCCGGGAUCGAUCUCCGUGCAGGACAACAAGCGGCAGAAGAAGACAAUGAAAAAGACUCGCAAAUUCAUUGUGGAUGGAGUGGAGGUUAGCGUGACGACAUCAAAGAUCAUUACUGACAAUGAUACCAAGAACGAGGAGAUGAGGUUCCUGAGACGCCAGGAGCUGAGGGAGCUGCGUUUCCUGCAGAAGGAGGAGCAGCGGGCCCAGCAGCAGCUCAGCAACAAGCUGCAGCAGCAGAAGGAACAGAUCUACCGGCGCUUUGAGCAGGAGACCACGAGUAAGAAGCGUCAGUACGACCAGGAGGUGGAGAACCUGGAGCGGCAGCAGAAGCAGACCAUCGAGAGGCUGGAGCAGGAUCACACCACCCGGCUCCGGGACGAGGCCAAACGCAUCAAAGGCGAGCAGGACAAAGAGCUGUCCAAGUACCAGAACAUGCUGAAAAACCGCAAGAAAGAGGAACAAGAGUUCCUUCAGAAGCAGCAGCAGGAUCUGGACACGGCUCUGAAGAAGAUCAUCCAGCAGCACAAACACGAGCUGGCCACCAUCGAGAGAGACUGCCUCAACCACAAGCAGCAGCUUCUCAGAGCACGGGAGGCUGCCAUGUGGGAGCUGGAAGAGCGCCAUCUGCAGGAGAAACACCAGCUGUUCAAACAGCAGCUCAAAGACCAGUACUUCAUGCAGAGACAUCAGCUGCUGAAGAGACACGAGAAGGAGAUGGAGCAGAUGCAGCGCUACAACCAGCGUCUGAUCGAGGAGAUGAAGAACAAGCAGACGCAGGAGAGAGCCAGGCUGCCGAAGAUCCAGCGCAGCGAGGCCAAGACCCGCAUGGCCAUGUUCAAGAAAAGCCUCCGCAUCACCGGAGCUGCCAUCACCCCCGAGCAGGAGAGGGAGAAGGUCAAACAGUUUGCAGCCCAGGAAGAGAAGAGGCAGAAGAACGAGAGGCUGCAUCAGCAUCAGAAACACGAGAACCAAAUGAGGGACCUGCAGCUGCAGUGCGACGCCAACAUCCGAGAGCUGCAGCAGUUACAGAACGAGAAGUGCCACCUGCUCAUCGAACACGAGACCCAGAAGCUGAAGGAACUGGACGAGGAGCACAGUCUGGAGCUGAAGGAGUGGAGGGAGAAACUACGACCCAGGAAGAAGGCCCUGGAGGAGGAGUUUGCCAGGAAGAUGCAGGAACAGGAAGUGUUCUUUAAGAUGAGCGGCGAGUCGGAAUGCCUUAACCCGUCCAGCCAGAGCCGCAUCUCCAAGUUCUACCCCAUCCCCACCGUCCACUCCACCGGUUUCUAGUCGACAUGGACAUGAUGUGUGCACACACACACACACACACACACACACACACACACACAGCGACAGUGCAGACCGAACCGAGCUGCCUUGCCUUCUGGAAAUUGUUGGAGGCUGCGAGAAGCAUUUCUGUUUCUGGACUCUGCUCCUCAGUCGGCAGUCUCAGCCUCAUUUGGUUCACGUUGUCAUACUUUCACACUAUUCCCGUUAUUUUCGAAGGACAAUUCUGAAGGCGAUUUUUCAGAUUCCGUGUUUCAGUGAAGUAGCUGUCUGGCUAACCUUCCUGUUUUUGACUAGCUUUUUUAUAAAGACGCCGGUGCCUGUAGGAUUUGAUCUGUUGGGCUUUAAAAUGAUCAUUAUUUUCUGCUCGAUUCUUUUCUUAUUUGUACACGUGUACUGAAGCCCUGAGAAGCAGAUAAGACGAGAAAUAUUGUGGCGAUCCAUUUUUUAAAUAGUCGUCGGCACGUCUCCAGUUUGGAGUCCCAGCAUGGUUGCUAAGCGAUGUACAGGUGGUAACAUUUUUUUUAAAAAACUAGUUUUGACAGGAUCAUUUAUUCUAAGUUCCCCCCCCCCCGCCAAAAGAAGGAAUGUGCUCCUGUUUCACAGAUGAAAGGAGAAAACCUUUCAUCCACCUCAACACCGCCUCUCAGGGCUUCCCUACAUUCGCAUGAGAAAAAAAAAGCUUUUUUAUACAACUUAAACAAAACUGUUGAUUUCAUUUAGGUAAAAAUUCAACAGCAACCAUAUAAUGUCUACUUGAUAACAUAGAAUGUAUUUCUGCUGAAGGAGCAGGUUCCUUCAGAUGAAGGAAUGAUCCAGUAUAUUUGAUGAAACCCUAUAUCUCUCUGUGUUAGACGUUUAGCUUGUGAUGCGUAGAGUUGAGCUGAUGCAUGAUCUCCCCACAAGCUUCAGGACUGCUUCAGGAUGCCUCCAGCAUGCAGUGGAGACAAAGGGUCACAGACACAAACGUCAGUGGGUUCGAAUGGUUCCAUUGUUUUAGGCACCACCACUUUACUAUUGUCCAGCAAAGCAGACGUAUCUGUGGGAGCGGUGUUUGGGGAUGAAUGACCAACCGCAGUUUUUCAGUGACUGGAAGUUAUUUAACGUUUAAAAGCGUUUUCUCUCUGAGCAAAUCCAACCGCCAAACGGCUCCUAAUCGGCUGCUCCUGGUGAGCCGUUUCCUCAUUGAAAUACUGUUUGCAUUGUCCUGCUAGCUGACAGCCUUAAUGAUGGAUAUAAACGGACCCCUGGUGCGGGGGCGACGCUGGGUUUUACGCCAGCUGGCCAACUUCCUGUUGUGAAGCAAGCGGACAGCUUCAGUCUUGGAAGAAAGGAACACAACGUGAGCUCUCAGCAUUUCUUUUAUUCAGGCGGAUGGAUUGUGACGUCACAUUCGAAUUGGACCCGACUGGUCUGGCCCAUCUUGACUUGUGAUUGGUUCAUCUCAUCCUCUUUUUUUUUUUCUUUACGAUUGGCUAGUCAACGGUAUUUAAUAACCGGAACUAACUGCGGAGUACAAAACAUUGCGUUGGAGUGCUGUGCACCUUUUCCAGAACUUUCUCCGUCAUUAUUUAUAUGAAAUGCAGCAUUCAGCAGCAUUCAGGACUAUAAGUGCUUGUUCUGUCGGUUGGCUCAAUUCUACACACAAUGAGUCAAUGGAUGACAUUCUGAUUGGAAAACAAUGAUGCCCAUAUCAAAAUCAUUAUUUUAGAAUAGCUGUGUAAUGUCAAUAUUCAUUGUGCUGUAAAUAAACCUGUUUUUCUCUGUA